Molecule: messenger RNA, 438 nt
Organism: Gilbertella persicaria
Lineage: Eukaryota; Fungi; Mucoromycota; Mucoromycetes; Mucorales; Choanephoraceae
Exons: 3
Coding region: 27-401 (124 amino acids)
Source: RefSeq, a predicted model, not a curated record
UUUCGUUUCUUUUUUUUUUUAUCUCCAUGAACAAGUUUGUCAAUCUUUCAUUGUUUACAAGCAAGACUCUCACAAGACGCGUCUGUGCACAGUGUCAUGUUCGCUUACUCAGCACGAUGGAUAGUCAAGCACAAAUGGAAGCUACCAUGAACAAAAUUGAAGACCUAUUCAGUGCUGCCAAAGACGAGUUGGAAUAUGCCGAGGAGUCACAAGGCACAACCUAUUAUGAAGAAGAUCGUUCUACAGCUAAAAAAGCUGUGGAAGAUGUUCUUCAAGCGUAUGAUCAAUUCUUACAAGAUUUACCUACUCAAGACAUGAAGACUGAAGUCAAUACAAAAGUGGGCAUGAAGAUCAAGGAGCUAAAAAUGACCUUUGAGGCACUUCCCGAAGUAGGACAUUAAGUCGCUUGCUUUUUUUUUUAUUUGCUUGCAGGAACAU